Messenger RNA from Chaetomium globosum CBS 148.51, 4023 nucleotides. RefSeq lists its product as uncharacterized. The coding region runs from base 1 to 4023 and encodes 1340 amino acids. Lineage: Eukaryota; Fungi; Ascomycota; Sordariomycetes; Sordariales; Chaetomiaceae. The transcript has 3 exons. The record is from RefSeq and is a predicted model, not a curated record.
AUGGCUGUCAACGAGCAAACUCUCCCCGAGUUGCAGCCCAUCUUCACACUGUUAAAUAGCCACUCGAACAAAUUGUACCAGGAGGGCUACUUCUUGAAACUAGAAGACCAGGACAUCCGAGGGAACCCGAACUCCGAUCGGACAUGGACCGAAUGCUUUGCUCAAUUAGUGGGCACGGUGUUGUCGCUCUGGGAUGCCGCUGAACUUGAUGCAGCGGGAGAGGACGGGGAAGUGCUGCCAAAGUUCAUCAACCUAACCGAUGCAUCCAUCAAAAUGAUCGAAGCUCUUCCAACAAAGACCAAUGACGAACAGCCGCUCCAAAACAUCCUGAGCAUAAGCACUGCCGGUCGCAACCGAUACCUGCUUCACUUCAACUCCCACCAUUCACUAAUCCAAUGGACCUCGGGGAUACGGCUCGCCAUGUAUGAGCAUUCCACACUCCAGGAAGCCUACACCGGCGCCUUGGUCGCGGGCAAGGGGAAAACUCUGAACAACAUCAACAUCAUCAUGGAACGGGCGAGGCAGCCGAUCCAAGAAUGGGUGCGUGUGAGAUUUGGUGCAGGUGUUCCGUGGAAACGGUGUUACUGUGUCAUUGAACCUCCGAGUGAAAAGGAAUAUCAAAAGGCUCAAAAGGAACACAAGAAGCGCUCUCCCUAUGACAGGUCUCACGGUCCUGUGCUAAAGGGUGAAGUCCGGUUUUUCGACACCAAGAAGGAAGCCGACAAAAAGAAGAAGAACCAGCGGCCGAUCGCGUCCAUUACAGAUGCCUACUCUGCCUACGCCAUCUACCCACAGGCGAAGGAGCUAAUUGACUCGUCAACACUCUUGAAGGUAGAGGGCAACAUAACCAUCCACACGGAACCGGUAUCGGCCACCGAGGGAUUUGUCUUCGUUAUGCCCGAGACCCCCCCUGCCGUCUCCGGUUUCGAGGUCCUCCUCCGCUUCCUGUUUCCGAUAUGGGACACCUUUGCCUUGUAUGGCCGGCCGGGCCGGUUGGUGGCGAGCACCCUUGACACACGCUCACUGAUGUUUGCCAUGCCAAAGAACCGAAGAUAUGGCUAUCUCGAGCUUUUGGAUGUGACCGGAUUGAUACACACCGAAUCGAGUGCCACCUGGUCGGAACGAGAGUGGCGGAAGAGGCUCAAGGACCUGACGAGCCAGCGGAUGUCCGCUAUGGAAGAUGCAGCUGGGGGCGAUAGCCGGAGCACGAGCCGGCACAGCAAGCGGUUGAGUUACGGGAACCAAAACUCGGCAGCCCGACCGAAAGUAGGCUUUGCGGACGAUGGCGGCUCCGCCCGAUCAUCCCGCUCCAUGUCGGUGACGCGUCCGGGUAUGCGCAACGACUCGGCUCCUCCUGAUCCGAAUCGGGAGCGGGCACCGUCAGCAAUGGCCGGACAUUCUAGGCACUCCCGCCACAUCUCCGAUACACAACUUGGCGACGUCCCUCCUAGCCUCAGCCCCGACAGCUCUCCGACGGGCCAGCCCGUCCUACGCAACGGACCUGACCGUGUCCGAGCCUUUGCCACCGACUUGGCCUCCACGCCCGAGAGGAUGAGUUCCGAGGACGAUAGCCCGAUAAGAGGGCCAACAGCCGGUAAUUUUGAGGGCAUGAAGCCCAUGCAGACCCCCGAACCAGUCCAGGCGCCUCCGGCGUUUGCCCAUGGCGCAGGUUCCCGCCCGCAGCAGAAGCCCACCCCAUCCCCAGAGAUGCGCCGAGCGACCAACCGUUUGUCAAACACUACCCUGUCCCAGCUCGCCAGGGCUUCCGGCCUCGGCCCCGAGGCUUUUUCGGAUGACCGCAAUGAACUGCAUUACGGAAGCGAGAGUGCUGGUCCUGGACCAAAUAUCACCGACCGACGAGGUCUAGCGGUACAGCCACAAACCAGCGCCAACGCCAUGGGGAUGAAUGCUAAUGUCAAUGGAUCUCGUGAAGUUCUAACGUCCCCCACCACUGCCUAUCCACUCCGCGACGCUUCCGCGCCACCACCGCCGCUUCGGGAUCCGGCCCGGAAACGCUCAAACUCACCCCUCAGGGGCCCACCAUCAAACCCUGUUGGUAAUCCUUCCCCAUCCUUCCGCCCUGGCCCCCCGGGCGGUCGCCGCACCCCGCCCCCCGGUCCGAACCAACACCAGCCAUUCUCUCCCCCCGAGGGUUCGCCGCCCAUCAACCGGAAGCCUCUUCCCGUGAGGACAACCAGUCUAUCCCGUGACCGCCACGACGCGGUCUCUCCUAUCUCCUCCCAGCCGUCCCCCAGGUUCCCGCCUCCCGCGUCCGGAGCCCAAUUUAGGCCGAUGAACGACUUCACCCCCCCGGUUCCGGUCAACACCCGGUACCACCAAAAUGGCCAGAGGACCGCAGGCGACCGCCAAGACGACGCGUCUUCCACUGCCAGCCCGGACUAUGCAAGCACCCGCCGCUCUAUCGAUACCCAAGAGUCCAUUGAUCGGCCCCGUGCUGGUGUGCUGAAGGUCGUUGGUGAUGGAGGCGAUGGCUCGGGAAAGGCCGCCGCGGAUCAGGAAUAUGACAUUCCCGAGAUCAAUUUUGGGCGAACACUCAACUACAGCGCGCCCAUUCUCCCACGCGACAAGCCAUCUCCUAAGGAGACCCGUCCCUCUCCUUCUACAUCCGAUCGAAAGUCGCCUGGUCUCGUAGGCCCAUUUGCCUCCACCAACCCACAAUCCGAAGAGAAUGUUCGCCGGAGUGUUGUCUGGCCGGGUCCUUCUGCCGGAACGUCGUCAGACAACCUCGCAUCACUCCAACAGUCUCUUCAACCACGAACGUCGCCUGUUCCCCAAUACGCACACCAACGCGUCCCGUCAACGAAUACCCUGACUGACUACAAAGCUUCACAUUCUCGACACAGCUCGGCCGACUUGCUCUCUUCUGGGCGCCCACUUAGCCAAUCGCACUCGCGGCAUAGUUCGAUGGAAUUGCUGUCCAGCGGGCGACCGGCCAGCCGUGGUGCGGCGGCGGCCAUGUCCGGGGGCGAGUCGCACAAGCGAUCUGGCAGUCGAGGGGGUCUCCUGCACUCGCGUAACAGCUCUGCCGACCUUCUCGCCUCCGGACGCCCUAACAGUCAAGGGACCGCAGCUGCCCUGUCAGCGGGCGAGCUGUCUUCGUCUCUCUCGGCGCGAGAGCAAGAGCAUGUUGCACGGGUCACAGGCAGUCCCUUAAUCGCCUUUGCCGGUAGUAAGGGACCGUCGCAAACGCAAGCCGGUCUCGUUGGGGCGAUCGACGCCAGAGAACGCGAGAGAGCGCAAAUGAAGCAGGGGUUCGGUGGGCACGCAGUUGCGCAAGCCAUCGACCAAAGACACCGGGAGCAGAGCCAUGCCCAGCGAGCGGCACAGGCUGCGUACGCUCAACAACAGGCGCAGUUUGCCGCCCAGCAGGGCCUAGCCCGCCCACAAACACCUGGCAAUAUGAACAUGAUGAUGGGGGGUCCUAUGUCCCCCUCCUACGGCCCGCAGGGCCAGCCCCGGCCCCAGACCCCGGGCAGCAUGAUGGGCGGCCCCAUGUCACCUUACGGCCCUCAGGGUCAACCCCGCCCUCAAACCCCCGGCAGCAUGAUGAUGGGCGGUGGUAUGCAGCCUCGCCCGCAAACGCCGGGGACCAGAAACAUGAUGAUGGAUGGCGGCGCUCCGUCGCCAUAUGGCCCUAACAUGGCCGGCAUGAACACCCGCAACAUGAGCCCCGGCCCUAACAUGAUGAGCCCCCCGGGGCGCUACGGGCAGGGGCCACCACAACAGCGGCCUCCGAUGGGGCCUCACGGGGCGUCAUACGGCGGUGGUUCUCCGGGACAGGGCGGGUGGCAUGGGGGCAACAUGCCGCCUCGACAGGGUCCCCAGGGGCCCAUGAUGCCGUCGCCUAACAUGGGCUUCGGCAUGCAAGGAGGGCGUCCACAGUCACCGGCGUACCAACUGCCGCCGCAAAAUCAAUAUGCGCCCCCCGGAACGCCUGGGGGUCCCCGACCAGGAACCCCGGGGACGCCAGGCCGAAUGCAGUACCAUGGCCAGGCCUUUUAG